This is a messenger RNA of Aspergillus alliaceus, 1305 nucleotides long. RefSeq lists its product as uncharacterized. Lineage: Eukaryota; Fungi; Ascomycota; Eurotiomycetes; Eurotiales; Aspergillaceae. The record is from RefSeq and is a predicted model, not a curated record. Bases 1 to 1305 code for a protein of 434 amino acids. The transcript has a single exon.
AUGGUCAGGACCAUUCUUACUUGGUUUCUUUAUGUCGCCAACCAGGUGUCCGACCUGUCCCUGCGCCCGAUUCAACCUCAGGCGAGGUUGAGGCCGGAACAUCAGCAGGUGGUGGCUCCGCUACCCAGUUCAACGCAAUUGUCUACACCCAUCAUCCAAACUCCGACAUCACAACCUAGCACAACACCUUCCGCGGUGACUCCUCCACCCGCAGAAGAGACCGAUGAAUACUGGGAUGAUAUCAUCACCGGCGUCUACGGCAUCCCACCACUGCUCAAGGUCCACGAUCGAGCCGGAAUCGUGAAAUGGUCUUGGGGUCGAGACGACGUGACCCAAGAACUACCCCCGUAUAUCAGACACUGUCUGUAUAGCGAUGCCAACGAUGCAACCGAAGUCAAGUGGAUUCGAAACGGGACCCAAAUUGCGGCCAUCUACAGCGAUCUCGUUCUGAUCAUCAACCAUACCCCUGAGAACCCGGAGACGGACAAACUGAUCACCUUCGCGGUCUGCCGACAGAAUGAAUUCCUGUGGAACUCUCAUACCUUGGAACCCUUGCCGGGCGAUCGGGUGGCUGUCGGGACAACCGGUUCCAACCCAUGGGACGGCAUCCUUGUCUACAACUCCAGUGUCGAUAACCCGCUGGUCGAUGAACCGCCGAUCUUGCAGAAUAUCACCGGCCUACGCGCCAUCCACGGCAUGAUUUGGGAUGAGCAAGAACAGAUGCUGUGGGCCGCUGGGACGGACGCCGCGGCCGAUGGGUCCGACCCAAUUCCCGCUUAUGGCACCCUGCAGGGCUAUCCCUACAAUGCGACCACCGGCGAGCUGGAAGACACCGACGAAUUCAUGUAUCGACUCGCCGAGGCAUGGGAUCAGGAGACGGAAUGGGGUCCCGGGUAUCCAUGGUGGUGUGGACCGCAUGAUCUCGUCCCCGUUCCCCAUGAGCGCAAGUUUCUCAUGUCGCAAGAUCGAGGCCUACACGCCUUUGACCUCAACACCCGCAAGUUCUUCCUGGAUAGCAAAGGUGUUAUUGAUACGUACAUGCAAGGGUUCGAGGUGACGACCAACGAUCGCCACGGCUUCAACCGCGCCGGAGAAUACCUCGAACUGCCCGAGUCGGACCUUAAGGGCUUCAGCCUCGCCCCGGAUGGAAGCUUCGUCUAUGUGCAGUCUCUGUGGCGAUUGCUUCGGGGCAACCAUACCAACCUUGUGGUCGACGGGGUGAAGCAAGAUAUAAACGAGGGGGAUGAGAUUUAUCGAUCGAGAUGGUUUGCGGAUAUUCCCGGUUGGCCCAAGCCAGCCACAUAA